AUGUCGUCCGGUUCCAUUCGGAGGGGCAAUGGCCAUAAUUAUUUCGCCAGCUCCGAUGACUCCAAGAUCUGUGUGGUCAUGGUUGGCCUCCCAGCCAGAGGCAAGAGUCUCAUUGCUGGAAAAGCUAUGCGAUAUCUUGCCUGGGUUGGCAUCCCCGCUCGGGUAUUCAACGUCGGCAGCUACCGUCGUGCAGGCACGCCACAGCCCAAUGCGAACUUCUUCGACCCUCAUAAUACCGAAGGCGAAAAAAUGAGACGCGCCGCCGCCGAGGCUGCGGUGUCUGAUAUGCUCCAGUGGUUUCAGUCCGGGAAAGGCGUCGUAGCUAUCUUGGAUGCGACCAACUCUACGAAAGAGCGACGGCGCUGGAUCCAUGAACGCUGUCAGGAGGCAAACGUCGAAACAUUAUACGUCGAGUCAAUAUGUGAUGACGAAGACUUGAUCAUGAACAACAUCUUGGAAGUCAAGACAACGUCGCCGGACUACAAGGGGCAGGACCCGGAAGUUGCUGCUCUCGAUUUCCGUAACCGCAUUCGCAAUUAUGAGAAGGUCUAUGAGACCAUUGACGAUAACGAGAAGCACUUCACCUACGUCAAACUCAUCAAUGUCGGAUCGACCGUCAUCAUUAAUCAGAUUAAGGAUUACCUUUCCAGUCGGCUGGUCUACUACAUCCAGAACCUUCACAUCAAACCUCGCUCGAUCUGGUUGUCUCGACACGGCGAGUCAGAAUAUAAUCUAACGGGGAAAAUUGGCGGCGACUCUAACAUUUCAGAGCGAGGAGAGGCAUACGCCCGAGCGCUGCCCGGGUUAUUAAAGAAGUCUGGGGUUCCACCCAACACCAAGAUCGUUAUUUGGACGUCAACUUUGAAACGUACGAUCCAAACAGCUCGUCAUCUCGCUGCGGAGACGGGCUUCGAGAAGCUAGAGUGGAAGGCGCUGGAUGAGCUCGACUCCGGGGUCUGCGACGGACUCACGUACGAGCAGAUUGCGGAGAAGUACCCGGAAGACUUUGCUGCGCGCGACGAGGACAAGUACAACUACCGCUACCGGGGUGGCGAGUCAUACCGCGAUGUGGUCAUCCGGCUAGAGCCAAUUAUCAUGGAGCUGGAGCGUAGCGAGAACGUCAUCAUUGUCACGCACCAGGCCGUGCUGCGCUGCAUCUAUGCCUACUUCCUCAACACGCCGCAGGAGCAAAGUCCCUGGAUGGAGGUGCCGCUCCAUACGCUGAUCAAGCUUACACCGCGCGCAUACGGCACCGACGAGCAGCGCUUCAAGGCAGACAUCCCCGCUGUUUCGACAUGGCGGGCGAAGGGCACCGGUUCCGUGCUGGCGUAUGGGGAUCGCGUCCUGGCGGGGCUGAAUAAUGGGAGUUUGAGGAUAUAUCGGGUGAAUGAGGAGGAGGAAGAAGAACAACAACAACAUGGAAACGGCAACGGCAACAGCAACGGAGAGACAGGGAUAAUCGCGAACGGGACUACGAACGGGAACCGGGAGCAACAACAGCAUAGCAAGAAACCCACGGAGCUGCUCCGGGAAGUGGAAAAGUUCUCGCGGUACAAGAUCGAGCAGUUGGCGUUGAUUAAGGAGGCUAAGGUGCUUGUUUCUCUGUCUGGGGGAUAUGUGUCGUUGCAUGAUCUGGGGACGUAUUCGUUGCAGGAGCAAUUGGGGAAGACGAAGGGGGCGACGACGUUUGCGGUGACGUCGAAUAUUGAGAAUGAUUCUGAAACGGGCGUGCCUGCUAUUGUGUCGAGGGUGGCGGUGGCGGUGAAGAGGAAGAUAAUGGUGUGGGUGUGGAGGGAUAUGGAGAUGGAAGCGGGCGGGCCGAUGGAGAUGACGCUGGUGAGUGGGAUUAAGACGUUGACGUGGGUGUCUGGGACGAGGUUGGUGGCUGGGUUGGGGUCUGGGUUUGUCAUGGUUGAUAUUGAGGGGGAUGGUGGUGGGACGGUGACGGAUUUGACUGGUCCGUCUGGGAUAGGGGGGUUAGGGGGUCAGGAGAGUACGGGGAGGUUGGCAGGGGUGGGAGUCGCCAGUAUGAGUUAUAUGGGGCUUGGGGGCAGUGCGCCGAAGCCGUUGGCGACGAGGUUGAAGGAAGGUCAGGUGUUGCUGGCGAAGGAUAUCAAUACGCAUUUUAUUGACGUGCAGGGGAAUUCGCUGGGGAGGAGGCAGAUACCUUGGAGUCAUGCGCCGGCGGAUAUAGGGUAUUCGUAUCCAUUUCUGCUGGCGCUGCAUGAUGCCUCGAAGGGGGUGUUGGAGGUGCGGAAUCCGGAGACGUUGUCGCUGUUGCAGUCGGUGCCGUUACCGUCUGCCAGUAUUAUGCAUAUCCCGCAGCCGACGAUUAGUCUGGCGCAUGCUGGGAAGGGGUUCUUGGUAGCGAGUGAUCGGACGAUAUGGCGGAUGGAGGCGCUGAGUUAUGAUACGCAGAUUGACUCGCUGGUCGAGAAGGGGUAUCUGGACGAGGCGAUCAGUCUGGCUAGUAUGCUGGAGGAUGCGCUGCUAAGGGAUAAGCAGGGCCGGCUGCGCCAGAUCAAGCUGGAGAAGGCUGAGGGGCUGUUCAAGAUGCGAAAGUAUACUGAUUCGAUGGAUCUGUUUACGGAAAUAUCUGCGCCCCCGGAGACGGUUAUACGACUGUAUCCGAAGAUCAUCGCCGGGGAGCUGUCGUCGAUUGUCGAGGAGCCGGAGGAGUCCGAAGAUGGGACGACAGAUAGCCAGUCUAAGACGCAAGAGAACAAUAGCCCUGCGGACGCGCCGGCUGCGGAGGAGCCGCCAGCACCAAAGACACUCUCGCAUGCUCCGUCUGUGAUGUCACUUCUGCGAACGCGGACAGAUGAUGCCAGCGAUGCGGGCAGUAUUCGGGGCAAGGUCGUCGAGGAUGCCAAGAGUGACAAGGCGCUGGAAGGGGCCGAUCUCAAGCUGGCUGUUCGUGACCUGCAGAGGUAUCUGGCGGAUGUGCGGAGACGGUUCCAGCGCUUCCUGAACCCGGAUGGCACGCUGAAGGUGGUCGAUGCGACGACGGACGGCGCGAACGAUGCGUUGACGGACUCGGUCAUGAAGCUGCUGAGUAUUGAUCCGGAGGGUGAGUAUGAUCUUGGGGAAAAGCUGCGGGAAAAGGCAAGACUCGUGGACACGACUCUCUUCCGGGCGUACAUGUACGCGAUUCCAGCACUGGCAGGAUCAUUGUUCCGCAUUGCCAACUUCUGUGACCCGGAUGUGGUGAUGGAGAAACUGGAGGAGACAGGACGUCACAACGAUCUGAUUGACUUUCUGUAUGGAAAGAAGCUGCACCGGCAGGCGUUGGAGUUACUCCAGAAGUUUGGACAAGCCGACGAGGAAGAAGAGACAGCGCCGCAGCUGCACGGACCGAAGCGAACAGUCAAUUAUCUGCAAAAUCUGUCUCCAGACCAUAUUGAUUUGAUUCUCGAGUUUGCUGAGUGGCCGGUACGCCAGGAUCCUGAGCUGGGCAUGGAGAUUUUCCUGGCAGAUACGGAGAACGCAGAGACGCUGCCAAGAGAGCGCGUGCUAGACUUUCUGCAGGGCAUUGAUGUCAACCUGGCUGUCAGAUACCUGGAGCAUAUCAUUGGGGAGUUGAAUGAUAUGACACCAGAUUUGCAUCAGAAACUGCUCGUCCUUUACUUGGAACGACUGAAGAAGCAUCAGGCGAAAGAGUGGGAGUUUUCUAGUCUGGAUGACUAUUCCAGCUCCCAGUACUCUCCAGCCAAGAUUCUGGAUCGACUGGAUCGGGACGAUCCCGAGUUCUUCGAGGCACGUGCGAUUGUCUUCAGCAAGAUGGGACAGCACCGGCAGGCACUGGAAAUCUACGUGUUCAAGUUGGAAGACUACGUCAAGGCCGAAGAAUACUGUAAUCAUCUCCAUAAAGUGGAGGAUACGACUGCUGCGGAUGGAGCGGCUUCGCGCUGUGUAGCUCUACUGCCGUAUGAGGAUGAUAAACCACCGAUUUAUUUGACUCUAUUGUCUCUAUAUCUAUCGCCGCCGCAUGGCUACAAGCCACGGUACGGGCCCGCGCUUGAGGUGCUGGCCAAACAUGGAUCCCGGCUGCCACCUAAUUCUGCUCUGGAUCUGAUCCCGGAAACGCUCCCGGUCAAAGAGCUCGAGUUCUAUUUCAAAGGCCGUAUGCGGGCCGCCAACACAAUCCUCAACGAGAGCCGGAUCGUGGCCAACCUGCAAAAGGCAGAAGACAUCAAGACGCAGGCGCAAUUGUUGGUAGGAGAGGGGACGGACGGGCGAUCGACGCGCUCGCGACAUGUCACCAUUACCGAAGAACGGGUCUGCGGCAUCUGCCACAAGCGGAUCGGAGGCAGUGUGAUUAAUGUGUUUCCGGACGAGAUAGGUCACCUUCUGAGGGACGGCGUCGGCGGAGGGGAGCGGGGAAGAAAUGCUGUGCUCGAAAACAUUCAUUGUCUCCGAAGCCAUCUAUUCGCUCACAUCAUGUUGCGCUCGCCGGUGUCGCCCGAGCGAUCCUCGUCUCGCUCACCUCUUCCUCCACCUCCUCAUCAUCCACUUUCACAGCCCCCUCGCCGCUCCUUCGACGACUUCUCCUACGCCCGCCCUGCUUCCUCAGGCAGUGAUGCCUCGUCGAUUACUUCCAAUGUGACCACCAUCUCGCCGCGUCACUCUGCCUUCAAUCCCGGUGCCGUGUCGGUGACCUCCUCUCCUCGUCCUCCACGUACCUCUUCCAUCACCGCCAACACCACCGCUCCUCCUCCUCCCAUCUCGACCGCCACCACAAAUACUACCUCCUCUUCUUCUUCUACGAUUCGAUCCCCCGUCUCCUUCAUGCCUCAUGGUGAGAUCCUGAGCAGGAAACCGUCGGGUCGUGGUGGCCCGCCGGAACUGCAGAGACGCUCUCGUCACCACUCGCAGGGCUUCUUCGAACCGUCCCUCCCCACCGCAUCCUCCUCCGAGGCUACCAUCUCCGCUUCCAGAAUCGCAGCCCAGGCGGCCAUGCUUCAGCAACAGCAGACCGCUCCUCAGAAUCCUCCUAAGCGUCCUCCGCCAGUGCGGGGUGUAUCAGAAGACGGUUCUCGGUCCCGACGAGGCGGAAGCGCUUCCCCUCCGCCCCCGCCGCCUCCAGCGCCGUUGUUUGCGCCCCCAACAAGCGCGGGAAGUGCGUCCGGGGCAUCAUAUCAAAGUGGGUCUACAAAUGGGAAUACACAUGCCGCAACGACGGCGGCAAAUGUGGUGUUUCCCCGGAAUCCAGCGCUGCAGCCGCCCGGCCUGGAGCCGCCCGUAGAGCGGGAGCACAAGCACAAGGGCGAGAAAUCGAAGAUGAAGCUAUUCUCGAAACCGAAACAUAUUGGGAUCAGUCGGGAUAAGGACGGGAUCAGCAAGGACCGCGGCCUGCCGUCGCCGAGUAAGAUGGGUUUCCCGAGCGGAGGAUUAUCGCGGAUCGUGAGUGCGUCGACGACGAGCUUGGCUGAUACGUUUCCCUCUAAUAACUCGUCACUCUACAACUUGUCGAAUGCGUCGGCAAGUACGGUGGUUCCGGCCGAUAAGCCGGUGGGGAGUGAGAAGGAGAAAGAGAAGGAUAAGGAUAAGCACAAGCAUCACUUCUUGUCGCGGCAGAAGUUGAAGCUGAAAGACCGAGAUGAUCAUUACAACCUGCCGCUGUCGUCGGCGUCGAGUAACUCGAAACCUUCGGAUCCGAAUGCCCCUCAGUCGCUGUAUUCUUUUACCCCGGCUUCGCCUGGUGCGGUCACGACUACGUUUGGGAAAAGCGUGAGCGGCUUGGACCUGCUCCACGGGUUACGAGAUAAGAAGAAGGAAGAGAAGGCGUUAGAUUCGGAACAGCUGGAUUGGGUGGCUAACUCGUCGGGACCUGCGCCGGGGACGUUUGCAGGGCCAUCGUCGCUGGGCAGCUCCACGGGAGUUCUGGCAGAGGCAGCUCUUCGAGAGACCCUCCAGGGCUUUGGACUGAAUAACAUGACGCCGGAAGAUGCGUGGGACUUUCUCAAGGCCAAGCUUAUGGUUAUCUUCGACGGAGAGGAUGUUCGUAUCGCCAUCGAGGAUCUCAAUAAGCUGGUCCUCAUCCAUAUUCAGCGUUGCGUCCAGAAACGCAUGCCCACCGCAGUGGUAGACGACUUGCGCGAGCUAUUAGAGACUGGAUGUGCAUCUUUGAACCAUACGCUGAACGGCAUCCCCGAUGAGAAGCUGGUCCCUCACCUGGUACAAGUGUGGAUGCUCGUGUUUGGCACGAUCCUGCCCUUCAUCCAAGCUGUCUUUCUGCCCCUAGACCUUGAGUUCAAGGGAUGCGGGUCCGUCAUGAACCGCCGCGAAGCCAGUGAGUUCUGGUCAUCCACGUUCAACGGCGAGUACCCCGGUUGCGAUCUGGACGUGCGCAACCUCGUUCUGAUUGCCUUCCGCGACAUGGUCAUCCUCUACCGGUAUGACGUGCUAAAGGCAACCUUCUCCCGUUUGAGUCUAGACAGCAUCAAGCUCGGCACGGCAGCGCUGAGCGUCACGACCAAGAGCAGCAGCAACAGCGCACGGCCGACGACAUCGGCCUCGCUGGACGGCGGGUUCGGCAGCUACAGCUCGCAGUCGUCGACGCUCCUCAACGCCGCGAACAGCUACUCAUCUGACUCGCUGGACUGCAACCGCAGCCGGGCGGCGUCCAACACGUCCAACCCGGACCAGCUGAUUUUCCAAUCAUUCUCGUCACCGACGCAGCGGCCCAGUAUCAUCCACCGGUCCUCGCACACAGACACGUCACACAUCAUCACCGAGACCGUGGGACGGAUGCUCCAGUGCGUCAGCGUGUUGGCCAGCGUGCAAACCGGCGAUCGAGCACAAGAGCAGAUCGAGCUCCUGAGCAAGGAGCUGAAGCAUAACUGGCUAGGCCGUGGACGCACGGGACGAGACCGGCGUGGGUUCGUAGGGACGAAGAUCCGGCCGGCGAUAGUAGCCCGCACAGACAGUGAUGAUUAUAUGAGGGAUGGGAUGGAGGAUUACGGGCGUCGGGAAUUAAGUGUGUUGUGA
Molecule: messenger RNA, 6990 nt
Organism: Aspergillus costaricaensis CBS 115574
Lineage: Eukaryota; Fungi; Ascomycota; Eurotiomycetes; Eurotiales; Aspergillaceae
Product: HbrB-domain-containing protein
Exons: 13
Coding region: 1-6990 (2329 amino acids)
Biological process (GO): autophagy; endosomal vesicle fusion; intracellular protein transport
Cellular component (GO): fungal-type vacuole membrane; cytoplasm
Molecular function (GO): 6-phosphofructo-2-kinase activity; ATP binding
Source: RefSeq, a predicted model, not a curated record